This is a messenger RNA of Eriocheir sinensis (Chinese mitten crab), 799 nucleotides long. RefSeq names its product proline-rich proteoglycan 2-like. The record is from RefSeq and is a predicted model, not a curated record. Bases 408 to 776 code for a protein of 122 amino acids. The transcript has a single exon. Lineage: Eukaryota; Metazoa; Arthropoda; Malacostraca; Decapoda; Varunidae.
GCGUCGCCACCCUGGAGGCUGAGCCAGCAAGUCUCGGCUGGAAGGGCCCCCCAGGACCCCCCUCCUCAGAGCCCCACGGGCCACCCUCCGUCGGUCCCUCGGGGUUCCCCAACCCUCCCACCCCCAACACCUUCUCAGGGCCGUCCACCCCCACCUUCAACCCCCCGGGCCCUACACUGAACCGGCCCUCACCUGGACCCCCUUCUGUCAACCCCAGCCCCUACCCCCCGGGCCCCGGUGGCCCCCAACCCUUCAACACGCCUCCCAACAGCUUUUCGGGGCCCCCCACCUCUGGCCCCCCCUCGGUUCCCUUCCCCGGCUCCCCCGCCCCAUCUAAUGCCUCCACCCCAGGCCCCGGGGGUCCGUCCCCCUUCCCCGGGGCUCCUGGGGGGGGUCCCCCCACCAGCAUGGCCCCCACCAGCAUGGCUGGGCCGGGCCCCUCCCCCAUGCCCUUCCCCUGCUCCUCCAACUACAGCAGCCCCACCCCUUCCGGCCCCCACAUGAAUGGCCCCAACAGCACCAUGGCCAUGCUGGGCCCACAGCAACAUGCACAGAUGAUUAAUGGCCCCCCGGGCCACCCUGGACCCUUCCCAGGGCCAGGGGGGCCGGGCUUCACGGGGCCCGGGGGACCCUUCGGACCUGGGGGACCACCCUUCGGGCCAGGGGGGCCUGGGGGCCCUCCCAUGCAUGGACCCAUGCAUGGUCCCAUGCAUGGGCCAGGACCACAUCCAAUGAUGGGACAGCUGGGGCCCAUGGACCGCAUCGACCAGGGGUAAGUGUCUGCCCCUGUGUGUGCACU